Messenger RNA from Verruconis gallopava, 1610 nucleotides. RefSeq lists its product as uncharacterized. Gene Ontology annotation, molecular function: GTPase activity; GTP binding. Gene Ontology annotation, biological process: small GTPase-mediated signal transduction. The transcript has 8 exons. The record is from RefSeq and is a predicted model, not a curated record. Bases 396 to 1004 code for a protein of 202 amino acids. Lineage: Eukaryota; Fungi; Ascomycota; Dothideomycetes; Venturiales; Sympoventuriaceae.
UAUGGGGAAGCAGAUGGGAUCCAUCGAUGGGGCUAGUUUAGCGAUCGGUUCCCCAAAAGCAAAGCCAGUCCGCGCGCACCGCCUUCGUCAUUGACGGCCAACCUUCUAAGACCCGUCCUCUACUGACCAAGAGAUCUGCCCCGAUUCCAUUUUCCCUGAUUCAACCUUUUGGGCGCGAAGUCUGUUUUCGGGGCUCUGUUGUUGUGUCGUACGCAUCCGCGCACCCCCCAUCUCACCACCCGGGCGCAUAACUGACUCUGCGCGCCGUCAUUGGAUACGCGGCCAUUCCUGUGGCUUGCCCUCCCAAACCUCAAACGAAUCUUUUUUGCGCCCGCCUGUCUCUUGUGCGAAUACCACGGACACACUCUCGCUCGGAUAGCGAUCAUACGGACGCAAUGCCCCUCUGCGGAGGUUCGAAGACGGUGUCGCGGAAGUUGGUCUUGCUUGGCGAUGGUGCGUGUGGAAAGACUUCUUUACUGAACGUCUUCACGAGAGGUUACUUCCCGACGGUUUACGAGCCAACAGUCUUCGAAAACUACGUACAUGAUAUUUUCAUCGAUAACACUCAUGUUGAGCUCAGUUUGUGGGACACGGCCGGGCAGGAGGAGUUUGAUCGGCUACGAUCGCUCUCCUACGACAACACACACGCAAUAAUGCUAUGCUUCAGCGUUGAUUCUCCAGACUCCCUGGAAAACAUCGAGACCAAAUGGAAAUCGGAAAUUGAAGAGAAUUGUCCAGGCGUCAAACUUGUUCUUGUAGCGCUCAAGUGUGAUCUACGCGAGCGAUCACAGGAAGACGAGGAGGACGGCGCACAGGAACCUAAGAGGCCGAUGAUUGAGUACAAGGCAGGCUUGCAAGUCGCGCAGAGGAUAAAGGCAUUGAGAUAUCUCGAAUGUUCUGCGAUGAAGAACCGGGGAGUCAAUGAAGCUUUCACAGAGGCUGCCAGAGUGGCACUUUCUGUGAAGAACCCGGCGGACAAAUCAUCGUCUUGUGCCAUCAUGUAAGUCCUGCGGAAGUUUGUGCGAGAUAGCAGGAUAUGGAUCCAGAGAACGGGCGAGCAGUAAGCGGAAAGUGGGGGCGGCAACAGAUGGUACAUGCAUUUUCAGUUCACUUUCUUCAUACUUCUUGCUUUACACACGCCGUAUGCGAGUACACACCCCUGUUUCUCGACAACGGCCAUAUCUGGAGCGAGGGCGUUUGUUCGGUACGGUGAUGAUCGCAGUGGUCAAAGUGUGCGAUAUGGAAGCACUGUUGGUGCAGGAUUCAGGAUCGUGAUUGAGUGACGUCUGGAUCCAUCCAUGAGCUUUCAGCACGCCUAUGUCAGUUCAGGAUUUCCCAAGAAAAAAAAACCCCGAUUAUUAAUGUUGUUUGGCAUUCAUUCCCCUUUUUCAGCCUUUUCGUCUACAUAAGCGCAAGAGACAUUUUGCAUCGGCUCCCAAUAGCCAUUAGAUAGGUAUGUCUGUGUACAGGUUAAUGUCUACUAAAAGCGGGAAAGUCUUUGAACAGCACGGAAGCAGGUUGGGCAGCGAGGCGGUGUCACAUUGCAGCGAAUUGAUUUUGUUUUCAUGGUAUCGAUUCAUUGAUCAAAGGCGAUAAUUGCCUUCUUCCAG